UAGGUAGAUCGUAUCGAUUUUACCAGCCUACGUAUACAUUCCUCUUUUAUAAUCACGUUAAUAAAAUGGUUAAGAUUUAUAUGGAAUGGGCUAAUCAUUAUUUGGAAAGAGGACAUUAUAAGAGAUGCGUUCAAGAUUUGCAGAACGACGUUCGGGAUGGUGUUCUCCUCGCUGACGUCAUCGAAGCUGUUAUUGGCGUGAAAAUUCCCAACAUCGUUAGAAAACCCCAAAACGCGGAAGAAAUGGUCAACAACAUCGAGUUUUGCUUAGCGUUGUUAGUGGAUUUGGGUGUUUCCACGCAGAAUAUCACUAGUAAAGACAUCAAGGAUGGAAAUCUGAAAUCGAUUUUGAGUUUGUUUUUUAACCUCUCGAGAUAUAAACAGGCACAGAAAGAGAAUUCGGCAACGUCUAACAGUAUUAAAGAAAAUAAAAUAAAACGCCCAAAUAUUAAUUGUACCUCCGAAAUGCCUUCGAAACUUCCCGCUCCUUUUAAACCCGCGAGUCGCGAAUCUUCACCAGCUUCAAUCAGUCAUAUUCCAGCUCCCACAUCAGGAAACACACGAAAACUCAAUCAGAUAGAAAGGCCACAGCUAACAAAAACUACAACUAAUAAUACUACAGGAACAUCCGGUGUAGCCUGUAAGCCGCCUCAGUCAUCAAACUGCAAUUCAAGACCGGCUUCAUUUAUUCCACAGCCUAGAGGACAGAGGGAUCGAGCUGCUACCACUCUCAGACCUCCGACUUCAUCUAACUCGAUUCAAUCUGGAAAACAAAUUCCAGCAGCGAAUAAAACGUCAUCGGGGGAGAAUAAAGUUUCGCACAAUUCCAUGUUCGACAAGUUUAAGUUAUUUAAUUCUAAAGAUAAAGCUGGAACCAAAGCUAAUCCGGUCUCAAAACGUACAAGCAGUAGCAGCGGCAUCAGUUCGGCGCAGAGCGAGAGAAGUGAUUCUUCUACCAGCCUGUGUACGGAUAACAAAACAGCAGCAGGCAAUAACGUACGACCCACUGUACGCAAUGGCCCAAAGAAGAAUACAGUUGUUAAGACAGCAGUAGCCCCUUCCAAAGCCACUACUAGUCAAGUUACGAAAAGCGAACCAAAGAAGCAAGAAUCGCAAUUGACGACAGAUGAGAAACAGAAAUUGCAACAAAGCAGAAAGUCGUUCAACAUAAAAAAAAGUGCACCCAUCGAAGAAAAAUCGAACAAACCGGAAGAAGUAAAUAAAGUGGAGACCAGCGCAUCUAGGGAUCAAGACGAUGGCAACGAGAAAGAAACAAAAAGCAAUACGUCUGAUGCACUCCACAAAGAUAUAUCAAGCAGCUGUUUAGACAAUAAUAAAUCAUCGAUCAGUCAGCCCAAUAACUCAAUCCAUUUGUCAAAGUUUGCACCGGCUAUCCAGCAUUGCACCGCAUCCCAUCAGUCAAAAGUAUCGACUAACCAAUCUGUGGGCGCACAAAGUAAAACUCCACACAAUAAAGAAGGAAGUGAACAGAAUGACAAGAAGUGCACACAAGAUAAGACGGAUCCCCCUUCUAAAACUUGUGAAACCCAUCCAGUGAUUAAUUCUGCAACUAUGUCGACGGCUGGGAGUCACCUACCCAAACCUACUGCUGCUGUUAAGGGGACUAGUAAGACACCAUCGAAACUGCAAAACAACCAAGAUAUUUAUGUCCCUGUUCACAUCUCCGCUCCAGAGAUCCAACCGGAGGUCAAACUGAGUAAGAGUUGUCCUCGCAACGAGAGCAUAAGUGUAGCCAUGGUGUCUCCAAUUUUAAACAGCAAAAACGAUAGUUUAAAACUGGAGACAGCAUUCGACAAUACCGACAAGAUUAUCAGCUCUUCCAACAAGAUGAAUGAGACCACUCUAGCUGAAGAAGCGGAAGACAUAGUGCUGAAUAUCAAACCCAUGCAACCCAUCAUUCGAUCUUCCGCUUACGGUUACAUGAGAAGUCUCAGCCCCCUGACUGGCAGGCUGAGAUUUCAAACGGAGUUGAAUGGUGGAAGAAUUGGUUUCGGCAAACAGAUAUUUUCCGACACCAACCGGGUGUACAACAUGAAGAAAUCGAUUCUGGGAGGUGGGGGAUUGUUAGAGGCAGAUUACCUCACUGAUCUGGAUCAUGUUGACUUAUCGGCGGGUUACAUGAGCGAUGGUGAGAUUCUACGCCCAGGGGCCAUUUGCCAUCUCGAUGAUAUCGCUAGCGGAUAUUUGAGCGAAGGAGGCAGCCAACCGUUGUACACGAAAAGGAAUACUAAUAGAAGUAAGGAUCUCAAUGGCAGUCAGCAAACCAGCAUUUUUCAGGAAGAAAGAAAUAAAUCCUCUAUGCAGAAUUCAAUUAAAUUCGGUUUCGAAGAUAGUAGUUCACUUAGUAGCGGCAUUAGUGAUACUGUUGCAGAAUUUAGCACCGAUGAUAUUACUAGUUCUUCUAUGAGCUCUGAUAAUCAAUUCAACAGCUUGAAGCGUACUCCUCACACACAGACGACCUGCAAAUUGUCGCUGCCAUCAUCAAACGACAAGAAUCACUUGGGAUCUAAAUCCAUCAACGGUACCAAUGAUAGCGGAAGCAAAAAUCGAUCUAAUAUUAAGAAAACAGACAGUUCUAUGCAAACCGAAUCCAGUGCCUUUCAUCAUAAUUCCACGUCGACUGCAUGGAAGAAGCAUCACGAUCAAACAAACAGACUGGAAAACAAGUGCGAGUCGGAAAAAUGCAAAAUAGAAAACGAGAAAAGAGAAAAGAAAGGAUCGAGCACUAGUUCAUCUAAGAAAAAUACUAGCAGCGACUCGCAUAAAUCUCGACAUAAGUCAUCUAAAUCAGAUGAAAGCAAACAUAAAGCUGCAGAAACCGAUUGUCCAAAUGAAAAAUCCUCACGCAGUAAUAAAAAUAUCUGUAACGAUACCGGUCAUCUUAAAAAUAAUGAUGGUAAAAAAGUCUUGUCAUCACGGGCAGCUACGCCAAACGUGGCAUCAGUUACUAAACGCUCUACAGUUGUGCAUCCCAGUAAUCCUUGCAGCAAUAUGAAAUCGAAUAGUACAAAAUUAUCAAUAGGGAAUCCGAAUUGCAAAAAAAUUCUUGAGAAAUGUUCUGAUAAUUUGAGAAUGUGUGAUUCUGCAGAAACUACAAACGAUCCACCAUCCAUUAUGAUGUUUCAGAGAUGCGGGACGGUUCCAGGAUGUUCUAACAGUAGAGCAUCUUUGGACAUAAAAGGAAAAUUAAAAGUUAGUGCCAAUACUCAAACUACAGUUCAUGAUCUCUGUGUCACGACUCAUUCUGAUAGCGAGUAUAGUUCUUUAGGAAGGAAAUAUCCUACUAAACACUACUUACUAGCAUCGCCUGCUGGUCUGAAGGAUAGAGUUUAUGGCAAUAGAUCUAAUAAUUCCAGUUCCGUAUCCGAUUAUGUGCUGCUACCAGGUUUAUCAGGAGGCGAACAUAGGACCCGCUUUUCUAUGAAAUCAACAGAUAGUGAUAACUAUCUUCGUCUGGACAUACCUACAACUACUACAAGCUCAACUAGUCAUUACGCUUGGUUACGUCACAGUCCUAGUCUAGCUAUGUCGGUGGCAUCUGCUCCAACCUCCAGGCUUUAUUCUUCGGGAGUGUUAACAGAAGCAGAAAGCAUGGAAUCAUUAUCAUCUACAACAUCUAGUGUACAUGCUCAGAUACAACACGCUCGUGCCAAUAGUUUAACACAUGCGCGCCUGAUGAUGCACCAAAGAGAAUUAUCCUCAUCUCCAAGAUUGUCACGGUCUAAUUCGAUUCGAUCCACAAAAUCAGAAAAAUUGUAUCCAUCCAUGUUGCAGAGAUCGGAUGAUCUAGAUUCUGCAAUAGGUUGCAGUGCUUCGUUAUCAGGAUAUUCUGGAAACGGCAGUGGCAGCUCUCAUACCAGUCAACCUACCUCACCCAUUUCUUUAACGCAGGGUUGUGCUCGUUUGUUUCCAUUAUCUCACAUGAAUCCCGCUGUGACUACAUCAAAUCCAACUCAGACCAAUAGCAGGAGUUCUAACACGAUGUCUCAUUAUAUGGGUGGUUUGUUAUCAAAAAUUGGAAAUAAGGACGAUGACAUUCAUGGAUCGUCGUUAUCUUUAGUAUCCACAACUUCUUCUAUUUAUUCAACGGCCGAAGAGAAGCAAGCACACGAAAUAAAAAAGUUGAAGAGAGAACUGGAACAAGCACACGAAAAAGUAACUACCUUAACAUCUCAACUAACCACUAACGCACACAUGGUAGCAGCAUUCGAACAAUCGCUCUCUAAUAUGACUACAAGAUUACAACAUUUAACAGCGACAGCAGAACAGAAAGAUUCAGAACUGAAUGAGUUGAGGAGUACCAUUGAAGCAUUGAAGAAACAGAGUGCGGAAGCCGGAUUGACAAAGAUGGCCCUGCAAUCCAUGCAGGCAGUCCAGCGAAGUACGGGUGUUCCUAACUUAGUUCGCCGUCACACAUUUAACACUACUAAGGAUACUGGUAUGAUGUCGACUAACACUAAAGCAAACCUCGAAGUGGCCGCUAAUUCGUCAUAUUUCUGCAUCGAGCUAUUUGCUUUGGAGGCCUUUAGAGCAGUUUCUAAAUAGUUUUUUCUAUGCAUGUUAAAUGGCGGAAUGAAAGCCGAAAAAAAAUCUGAUUUAAACUAAUUGUUAUUUUUAUUGUUGUUUGUUUUUUUUUUGCAUUUGUUUACCGCUCACGUAAUGUGGCUAUGUAGUAAUAAUUUUCAUUUCUAUUCUAUCGCUUUGUUUCUACCCGAUUGUCAGUCGGCUUGUGUUAAAAUAUCAAACACAACAACAAUAUAACAGAAACAUAUUUUGAUCCAGAGAUGAAUUACGAUUUUAAACAUUAUU
This is a messenger RNA of Centruroides sculpturatus (bark scorpion), 4829 nucleotides long. RefSeq names its product neuron navigator 3-like. The transcript is spliced from 19 exons. The record is from RefSeq and is a predicted model, not a curated record. Lineage: Eukaryota; Metazoa; Arthropoda; Arachnida; Scorpiones; Buthidae. Bases 66 to 4565 code for a protein of 1499 amino acids. Gene Ontology annotation, molecular function: protein binding. Gene Ontology annotation, biological process: neurogenesis; nervous system development.